CGAUCCUUUCCUAAAUUGGGUGCAUAGUGUUUGGUUUGAAUCAGUAGGUGAACAACAUAGAUCAUCAAAAUGUGGUCUAAAUUAUUUUUAAUUGUCGGAUUGAUUUGCUUAUCACAAGGGAAGCCAAAACCAUACUUCGGUGGGGGAUGUGCAACCAGUUGUGGGUCAUCAUGCCCUAGCCCUUGCGGAAGUUUGCCAAAUUAUUGGCCUGGUUUUGGAACAUCGAAUUUAGCAACGACAAAUUUAGGUAGUUCCGGAGCUUUAACCCAAUUUCCUUCUUAUACUUCCAAUUUAAUGACCUUUGGGGGAUUGCCUUUGAAUGGGCUUCAAACAGGAAAUUACGCUAAUUUACCAACUAACAACUUACUGCAAAAUGCGUACACGGCCGGAACUACAGGACACGCUUUCAAUCUGCCGACCGUCCAAUACAGUAGUAACUCACUGCAACCACAACACUUAACCGGCGGUCUUUCAGGAUAUACUUCAAACUUGCCCGCACAGUAUGACAACAGUUUAUUGCAGUCAACAUUUACUCCACAAACCACUAGUCAAACUUUGACUCUUCCAACUUUUUCGACGGGAAGCGCAUCUAAUAUCUUAAGUACAGGUCACACGUACGCUCCAAAUUAUCAAACUGUAGCUCAACCGAGUGCAUAUCAAGCGGUGGACCAUAGUCAAUUAGGAUUCAGUGGUCAGAGUUCGCAAUUGGCAUCGCUCACUCAACAAGUUUUGCCUAGUCAAGUGGUGUCAACUUUACCAAGCCAUACUCAAACAGUGUGGCCCACAGCUUCGCAAACCCUCACAUACGAUGUUUCCCAGCUCGGAACCAAUUAUUCUCCAAAUACGCUGUCGGGAACUUCGAUUGAUUCAUCCGUUUUGCAAUCCCUUACGCAACAAGUACCUGCAUCAUACGCGCCAAGUUAUGAUUGGUCAACUUCCUUGGUUUCAUCCAAUAUCCCAAAGACCAUUCCAGUAAAUUACAAUCAAUUCACAAGGCCGCAAAAUGUUGGAUCGACAUCGAAUGUAGUUGCCGUAGUACCUCCAAAGCCAAAUCCAACGGAAAAUAUCGCACAAUUACGGCAAACUUCAUCCUAUUCAGCAGGAUGCACUCAAUGCCCAGUUCAACAGCAAUCUUCGGCCUAUACAACAGGCUGCACUCAAUGUCCAGUUCAACAAAGUAAUUCUCUCAUUGGUCGUCAUGGAGGUUAAAUAAUUACAGUUGAUAUCAACAGGCAUAACUUACUUAUAGAAGUUUACAUAUACUUA
This is a messenger RNA of Ctenocephalides felis (cat flea), 1266 nucleotides long. RefSeq lists its product as uncharacterized. NCBI's taxonomy places the organism in Eukaryota, Metazoa, Arthropoda, Insecta, Siphonaptera, Pulicidae. The record is from RefSeq and is a predicted model, not a curated record. The transcript has 5 exons. Bases 70 to 1209 code for a protein of 379 amino acids.